Messenger RNA from Hyphopichia burtonii NRRL Y-1933, 1217 nucleotides. It is a transcript of the gene GAC1, whose product is annotated as protein phosphatase regulator. The coding region runs from base 1 to 1110 and encodes 369 amino acids. NCBI's taxonomy places the organism in Eukaryota, Fungi, Ascomycota, Pichiomycetes, Serinales, Debaryomycetaceae. Gene Ontology annotation, biological process: regulation of glycogen biosynthetic process. The record is from RefSeq and is a predicted model, not a curated record. Gene Ontology annotation, molecular function: glycogen binding; protein phosphatase 1 binding. The transcript has a single exon. Gene Ontology annotation, cellular component: protein phosphatase type 1 complex.
AUGAUAGACUCAUUUUCUUCUAGUGAAUCGCUAUUACUGCAAGCACUGCUGCUGUCGCUGCUGCUGCUGCUGCUGCUGUCAUUAUCGACCAUCAAAUUAACUCCUCCCAGCGAUGAUUGCGGAUUGCUUCGUAAAAAACUGGGAGAGUUGGUCAAAUCAUCACUCAAACUCCCCAACCUCGCCCGCAGUGUGUCAUCUCCAGGAAUGUUGUCCCCUAAUAAAAGCGUUCGUUUUGCAUCUCGAUUAGCCAACGUGAAGAUGUUUGACGGGAACGACUCUCCCAGCACGGUUGCGACGGCGGAAAACACCCCCUUGGGAUCACCACACCACGAAGAAAUGGACUCGUACUUCCAGUUGAAUUGGAACGACGAAGAAACCAGUUCAGAAGAGGAAAUUGACGUUGUACACCCUUAUCAAAUGAUAUCAUCCGAUGUAACUGGUGGAGAUAAGAAUAAAGUUGUCAAUUUAAAAGAGGUUUAUCUCGCAGAAGAUGAAUUGAUUGGCAAAAUUAUGGUUGAAAAUAUUGCAUUUGAAAAAAAAAUAUCAAUAAAAUUAACUUUUAAUAAUUGGAAAACAAAAAUUAUUAUUAAUAAUCAUAUCAAUUUUGUUAAAUCAAUUAAUAAUUUUGAUGAAUUUGAAUUUAAAAUCGAUUUAUCAAAUUUACCUUGCCAUAUAAAUUUAGAAAUGGUUGUCAGAUAUGAAGUAAAUAACCAGGUUUAUUGGGAUAAUAAUUUUAAUCAAAAUUACCACAUUAAAUUAUCAACAAAUAAAAAUUACAACAAUAAUCAAUUUGAUGAUUUGAUUAAUAAACUAAAUGAUUAUAAAAAUAAUCACGAAUUAGAUUAUAAAUUAGCAAAUACUAAUCCCAAAUCAGAAUUACACCAUCGCUAUAAUUUAUCAAAUGAGUUAAACACUCCUCGUUCUCCAUUAUCAAGACCUUUAAAAUACUCCAAUUCUUACAAAUCAAAACAAUCUACCACUACUUCUUUCAAUUCUAAAUCAUACUCUGACUUACUACAAAGUUAUUGUUUUUAUGGCGCUCCAGAGAAGAACUCUUUCAACUCGACCGCUUCAACUUUUCAUUCGUUGAGUGAUUCAAUUCAUAUUUAAUUCGCAUCUCUGCAUUUCCUUCUUUGCUUUAUUGCUAUUUCACUUUCUCGCUUGCAUUUUUUUUUCUUUGUUGAAAUGAUUGAUUCAUUUAAUAGAUAAACUCACGU